Messenger RNA from Gastrolobium bilobum, 2202 nucleotides. RefSeq names its product DNA replication licensing factor MCM7. Gene Ontology annotation, biological process: DNA replication; DNA strand elongation involved in DNA replication; double-strand break repair via break-induced replication. Gene Ontology annotation, cellular component: nucleus; MCM complex. The coding region runs from base 40 to 2202 and encodes 720 amino acids. The record is from RefSeq and is a predicted model, not a curated record. Lineage: Eukaryota; Viridiplantae; Streptophyta; Magnoliopsida; Fabales; Fabaceae. The transcript has 15 exons. Gene Ontology annotation, molecular function: single-stranded DNA helicase activity; ATP binding; single-stranded DNA binding.
UUCCUCAUCUCUGUGUAGCCAUCUUCGCCUCGUUGAACCAUGAAUACCAAGGGCAUCGAUUUCGAUACAGACAAAGUUCUGGCGAGGGAGUUCCUUUCCAACUUCGCAGAUGCCAAUGGCGAAGCCAGAUACAUGAACAUCCUGCAAGACGUUGCAAACCACAAAACUCGAGCAAUCCAGAUCGAUCUUCAGGACUUUGUUAAUUAUAAAGAUCUAGACAAAGAAUUUCUGAGGCGUGUGACUGAGAAUACUCGAAGGUAUAUUGGGAUUUUCGCUGAUGCAAUCGACGAUCUCAUGCCGGAGCCCACCGAGGCCUUCACCGAUGAUGACCACGACAUAUUGAUGACUCAGAGAUCUGACGAAGGACCAGAAGGUGCUGAUGAGUCUGACCCGCUUCAGAAGAUGCCUCCUGAAAUCAAGCGCUACUAUGAAGUUUAUAUUAGAGCAUCUUCAAAAGGGAGACCAUUUACAAUUAGGGAGGUGAAGGCUUCGUACAUUGGUCAGCUUGUAAGGAUAUCUGGUAUAGUUACGCGUUGCUCGGAUGUCAAACCAUUGAUGCAGGUGGCUGUAUACACAUGUGAGGAUUGUGGUUUUGAAAUUUACCAGGAAGUAACAGCUCGAGUCUUUAUGCCUUUGUUUGAGUGUCCAUCGAGGCGCUGUAGCACGAAUAGAAGUAAGGGGAACGUCAUACUUCAACUGAGAGCAUCAAAGUUUUUGAGAUUUCAAGAGGCAAAAAUUCAAGAGUUAGCUGAACAUGUUCCAAAAGGCCAUAUUCCACGAACAAUGACUGUUCAUUUCAGGGGAGAACUCACAAGAAAGGUGGCUCCAGGUGAUGUGGUUGAAUUAUCUGGGAUUUUUCUUCCUAUACCUUACACUGGUUAUAGAGCAAUGCGUGCCGGCCUAGUUGCUGACACUUACUUAGAGGCCAUGUCUGUUACUCAUUUCAAGAAAAAAUAUGAAGAAUAUGAACUUAGAGGAGAUGAGGAAGAGCAGAUUGCACGUUUAGCAGAAGAUGGUGACAUCUAUAAUAAGUUGGCACGAUCACUGGCACCUGAAAUUUUUGGACAUGAAGAUAUUAAAAAGGCUCUGCUUCUUCUCCUUGUUGGUGCUCCCCAUCGGAAGUUGAAAGAUGGGAUGAAGAUUAGAGGAGAUUUACAUAUAUGUUUGAUGGGUGAUCCGGGAGUUGCCAAGAGUCAGCUUCUUAAACACAUAAUCAAUGUAGCACCAAGGGCGGUGUACACCACUGGUAGAGGAAGUAGUGGAGUUGGUCUAACUGCUGCUGUUCAGAAAGAUCCAGUAACAAAUGAGAUGGUUCUAGAAGGUGGAGCACUGGUGCUGGCAGAUAUGGGCAUAUGCGCCAUUGAUGAAUUUGACAAGAUGGAUGAAUCGGAUCGUACAGCCAUACAUGAAGUUAUGGAACAGCAGACUGUUAGCAUUGCCAAGGCUGGGAUCACUACAUCGCUGAAUGCAAGGACUGCUGUCCUUGCUGCAGCUAAUCCAGCAUGGGGAAGAUAUGAUCUACGAAGAACUCCCGCUGAAAAUAUUAAUCUUCCACCUGCCCUCCUAUCAAGGUUUGAUCUGCUGUGGUUAAUUCUUGAUCGAGCUGAUAUGGAUAAUGAUCUUGAACUGGCUAGGCAUGUUGUCUAUGUCCACCAAAAUAAAGAGUCUCCCGCUCUAGGAUUCACUCCUCUUGAACCUUCUGUUCUCCGUGCAUAUAUAUCAUCCGCAAGAAGAUGGUCUCCUAGUGUUCCAAGGGAACUGGAAGAGUAUAUUGCUAGUGCAUACUCCGGCAUUCGUCAAGAAGAAGCAAAUUCUAAAAUUCCGCAUUCCUAUACGACUGUCAGAACACUGCUCAGUAUUCUCCGCAUAUCAGCUGCGCUAGCAAGGCUCCGUUUUUCCGGAACUGUUGCUCAGAGUGAUGUGGACGAAGCACUGAGAUUAAUGCAGAUGUCAAAAUUCUCCUUGUACUCUGAUGAGCGUCAAAGGUCUGGUCUGGAUCCCAUAUCUGAUAUUUAUUCCAUACUGCGAGAUGAAGCUGCUAGAAGUAACCGAAUGGAUGUCAGCUAUGCUCAUGCACUGAAUUGGAUAUCUAGGAAGGGGUGCAGCGAAGCCCAGUUGAAAGAGUGUUUAGAGGAGUAUGCAGCAUUAAAUGUAUGGCAGAUACAUCCCCACUCCUUCGAUAUACGAUUUAUUGAUGCUUGA